Vicia villosa (hairy vetch) is the source of this 508-nucleotide messenger RNA. RefSeq lists its product as uncharacterized. NCBI's taxonomy places the organism in Eukaryota, Viridiplantae, Streptophyta, Magnoliopsida, Fabales, Fabaceae. The transcript has 2 exons. The coding region runs from base 28 to 489 and encodes 153 amino acids. The record is from RefSeq and is a predicted model, not a curated record.
AUACAUAAUGAAAGUGAACAGGAAACAAUGUGGAGUGGAGUAUAUAGUGGAAAAACCACCAAACAAUCCAUUCCAGUUAUAACAACUUGGCAGUUGAAUGAAAGGAUGUAUGUGGCUAUGCCUUUGUUCUUGUUCAUAGUAUGUGUCAAUGAUGAGUCUCAGAAUGAUGUUGUUCUUGCCAUCAACACUGGUGAUGUUAUGCUACAAGAUGCCAUAAGUGAGAAGUUAGGUAAUAUUGUUCACUACAUGGCUACAAUUCUCGUACGUAUAACCACACAAUCUUCCCCCGUGCCUGAGAUAUUCGGCUCUUUUGGCUUUUUGCCUGAUCUGUUGUUGUGGUCUUAUAUGGCCUUCACAGUGGUAUGUUUUGUUCUUUUCAUUUUAUUUAAAAUAUUGCUCUGUAACUAUGACUCAUUGCUUCUGGAAUUUCCUAGUAGAUUUAGGAGUAUUGAUUAUGAAUUCUUAGUUGAUACAAUGAAUUUAACAUAAGUGGAGCUAAAAGGGGAAA